AUCGAAAGUGCAACAGGAAGAUAUCGGAGGAUAUAUUUUCCCAAAAUCGUACAGCUUGUGGAUAUAUGCAUGAAUCAGUGAAAAUGAUCUCGCCUUUGAGCUGGAGGCAACUUUGGCUGGUGUUGAUUUUGGUGGUGAACCUCUCGCUGGGUCUUCCCAGCCUGGAAAACCAGACGCACGAGGAAAUCAAACAGGGUAUAGCUUGCAGACAGCCGAAGGCACCUGGCUUGUGUCGAGGACGCCAGCUGCGAUAUGCCUACAACGAAAAGACCAAAAACUGCGAGAGCUUCUUCUACACGGGCUGCGCCUCCACUGAGAACAAUUUCCUGACCUUCGAGGAGUGCCGCAGGGACUGCAUGCAGCGCCUGCGUUACUGAGUUCUGAUCUGACUACGCCUAAUAUAUAUUUACUGUUACAGAAA
Molecule: messenger RNA, 421 nt
Organism: Drosophila ficusphila
Lineage: Eukaryota; Metazoa; Arthropoda; Insecta; Diptera; Drosophilidae
Product: kappaPI-actitoxin-Ael3a
Exons: 2
Coding region: 66-377 (103 amino acids)
Molecular function (GO): serine-type endopeptidase inhibitor activity
Source: RefSeq, a predicted model, not a curated record